This is a messenger RNA of Vitis vinifera (wine grape), 2616 nucleotides long. RefSeq lists its product as uncharacterized. The coding region runs from base 859 to 2556 and encodes 565 amino acids. The transcript has 16 exons. The record is from RefSeq and is a predicted model, not a curated record. NCBI's taxonomy places the organism in Eukaryota, Viridiplantae, Streptophyta, Magnoliopsida, Vitales, Vitaceae. Gene Ontology annotation, molecular function: oxidoreductase activity.
GUUAUAGGACUCCAGUGAGAGGGCUGUAUUUGUGCGGCAGUGGAACACAUCCUGGUGGUGGUGUGAUGGGGGCGCCUGGUCGUAACUCUGCGCAAGUCGUCAUUCAAGAUCUUAAAAAAUAUUACGUAUGAGAGUUGGAUUUAAUGGAUGUUAUUCUCCACAAUAUUUUCCUUAUUAGUUUCCUUAAGUGGUUGAUUUUUGAAAUUAAUUUAGGAAGAUAGCCCUUUUUUUUUGUUUUUUUGGGGUUUGUGUUCUUUCUUUCCGGGUUGAAGGAGAAAUAUACAAGAACCAAUAAAAAGUUCAAUGUGAGAGAACACCGUUUUACUUCUGGGUGGUGUUUCUGAGAAAACAUAUUGGAACAAGGACAUGAAGAUCAUGGUACCAGGAGUGUUCAAUUGCCUCAUCGACUAAUUUAUUUAUAUGCCCUCUCCAUAACACCGGGUGAAGCUCCCUCCCGGCACUACGGCGGUGAGAUCUCCCAGCUCAAUGGGUGCUUGGAUUGGGGGGUCCAACCUUCGUCACGGAGUUUCAUGCUGAUCAUCAGUGUGCAGAGUGGCAUCCGCCAGUGUUACACAGCUCCCACCGAAUUUGCCUGUUCUUGCGUGUAAAGCACAACCCCAAUCCAUGAUGCUGCUCUUUUGUCAUAUUGGAUGAAAUUAAAUUAAAUACUCAUCGAAUGUAUUUCACCCUUCUUUUUAUGGUAAACAAAUGAAAUUGGACAAGGGACACUGGUCACGAUACUUCACGCUCUCAACUGAAACCCAAAAAGGAAUAAUAGAAUAAACUAUUAUUGCCACUGCAGUCCACAACUCAAGGCACUGAAAACAGUGGUGACCGGAGACUGAGAAAGGGAGAAAAAUGUGGCGAAGGGGUUUUAGCAGCAGCGCCGGCUGCAGUAACGCAUUGAAGGAGAAGAAAUGGGACGCGCUGGUAAUCGGUGCCGGCCACAACGGCCUAACCGCCGGCGCAUACCUGGCUCGCGCUGGUCUCUCUGUUGCUGUUCUCGAACGUCGCCACAUCAUAGGCGGCGCGGCCGUCACAGAAGAAAUUAUCCCUGGCUUUAAGUUCUCCCGAUGCAGCUACCUCCAGAGCCUCCUCCGCCCCUCCGUCAUCAAGGAAUUAGAGUUAGCAAGACAUGGAUUAAAGUUGUUGAAGAGGAAUCCUUCAUCCUUCACGCCUUGUGUUGAUGGGCGGUAUCUUCUCUUAGGCCCUGAUAAGGACCUUAAUUAUUCUGAGAUUUCAAAGUUCUCCAAACGAGAUGCUGAUGCCUAUUUAAGAUAUGAGAAUCAGCUAGAGAACUUCUGUAAACUCAUGGAUCCGCUUUUGGAUUCACCUCCUCCUGAAACCAUGCAAGGGCUUUCAUCAUUUAAUGACCGCAUCAAGAAUAAUGUACGCAAAUCAGUUUUUUGGGCUCAUUGUCUGCGUUCGGCACUCUCAUUGGGACAAAAAGAUUUGGUGGACUUCAUGGACCUUUUAUUGGCCCCUGCAUCAAAAGUUUUGAAUAACUGGUUUGAGACUGAUGUCCUGAAGGCAACACUUGCAACAGAUGCUGUGAUUGGAAGUACAGGAAGUGUCCACACACCUGGGAGUGGAUAUGUUCUGCUACAUCAUGUGAUGGGAGAAACCGAUGGUGAUCGUGGUAUUUGGUCGUAUGUUGAAGGUGGUAUGGGCUCAGUAUCCUUGGCUAUUAGCAAGGCUGCUAAGGAAGCUGGGGCUCAUGUUGUAACAAGUGCAGAGGUUUCACAGUUGAUGAUUGAGGACUCGGGCAGAGUAAAUGGGGUAUUGCUGGCUGAUGGGACACGGGUGCAUUCUUCAGUUGUUUUGUCAAAUGCAACCCCUUAUAAGACUUUCAUGGAAUUUGUACCUGAAAAUGUCCUUCCUGAUGAUUUUCUCCGUGCUAUUAAGUACUCUGACUACAGCUCUGGAACUACCAAAAUGAACUUAGCUGUUGAUACAUUGCCUCAAUUUCAGUGUUGCAAAUUGAGCCACCCUGAUGCAGGUCCUCAACAUGUGGGUACCAUUCACAUUGGUUCUGAGAGUAUGGAGGAGAUUGACUCAGCUAGUCAAGAUGCUACGAAUGGCAUACCAUCACAGAGACCAAUUAUCGAGAUGACAAUUCCUUCUGUAUUGGACAAGACUAUUUCUCCACCUGGUCAGCAUGUGAUCAACUUAUUUAUUCAAUACACACCCUAUAAACCUUUGGAUGGCAGCUGGGAAGAUCCUGCAUAUAGAGAAUUAUUUGCACAAAGAUGUUUCAACUUGAUCGAUGAAUAUGCCCCUGGUUUCAGCUCAACAAUACUUGGCUAUGACAUGCUGACUCCACCAGACCUUGAAAGGGAAAUUGGUCUCACAGGAGGGAAUAUCUUUCAUGGUGCCAUGGGGUUGGAUUCUCUCUUCCUCAUGCGACCUGUAAAAGGAUGGUCAAACUACAGAACUCCACUGCAGGGGCUUUAUUUGUGCGGGAGUGGGGCUCAUCCUGGGGGUGGUGUGAUGGGUGCCCCUGGUCGUAAUGCCGCGUCUGUGGUACUUGAAGAUGUUAAGAAAUCAUUCAACUGAUAAUGCUCAUUACCUAAAGAUAUCAUUGAUAUAAUAAAAUUGGGAUCACCUUCUCAGGCC